Prorocentrum cordatum is the source of this 3200-nucleotide messenger RNA. Lineage: Eukaryota; Dinophyceae; Prorocentrales; Prorocentraceae. The record is from the annotation of a GenBank genome assembly.
UGCCAGGGCGGCGGCCCGCGGCGGCUGAUGGUGCCUGGCGACGACGGGGAGCCCAGCUGCGACGUCGACGAGCGCGCGCGGCUGGUGCCGGGCGAGGAGGCGCGGCGGUGGCGCGCAGGCGCCGCCUGCGGCCAGGAGGGGCCGGCAGCGCCCCGCCGCCGCGGCCUUCCGCCCUCGGCCCUCGGCCUCGCGCGGCGGCCCGCAGCGGGCCCGCGGCGCGCCUCGUGCGCGCGGGCGGCGGCGGCCAUGGCGGCCUUCGGGCUUGCCGCGGGGCUCGCGGCGGCGGCGUGGCGGGGGCCGCCGGCGGCGGCCGCGGCGAGCGGCCGCCGGGGCGGCGUCCGCGCCACGGGCCUGAGGGCCGCGGUGAAUCUCGGGGCCAGCCCCGGCGAGGCGUCGGCCCCGCCGCCGGUCGAGGUGGGCAAUACGACUUCAGAGCCCUUCGAUUGCGACGCUGGCUACUCCAAUUGGGAAGCGGCCUGGUCGGACAAGAAAAAGGAGUGGUGCUGCGACAAGAAGCAGAUGGGCUGCACCACGAAGGUGCCUCCCGGCGGCGGUGCCGCGCCGGCGUCCACCAGCGGCCCGCCGCUGCCGCCCGGAGGCGGUGACGACAGCGCGCCCCUCACCACGGACAGCGGCGGUGAGGACACCACUGACGGGGACGUCGCUCCAGGGGCUGCUGCCCACGACGCUCCGCCACCGCCAGACGGAGGUGGGCAGCCAGCACCCGCCACCGCGCCCUCCGACAAGGGCGUCAUCCUCGUGGUCGACACCUCCGUCGCUGGUCCCAUUCCGGGGGCACCGUGUGAGUGCACAGAGACCGUGUUGGACGGCAGCUUCGCCCCGGGCGACCCGGGCGCCUACGGCACCUGCGAGGCGGGCGAAGUGGGAUGCUGUGCACGAUCAAAUUAUGUGAAAUGCGAUGGCGCUGCUGUGCUGAUGCCGACCAGCAGCGUUGCCGCACUGCCGGCAGGCGGCAUGCCUUCUGACGAUGGGACAGUUCCAGCGCCAGCCAGCACCCUUGCCACGGUGGCGGACCACCGGGUGAUGGCGCUGUGCAGGGACCCAGCGAGACGAUUACCCCACUACCAUCGGACGAAGUGGGAACCGCCACUACUGCCGAUGACGAGUCAUCCGACAGCAAGAGCGGGAACCCGGUGCAUGGUAAUGGCAUGCCCCUUCCGACACCAGCCGGCAGUGGCACGCCGGAGCCCAAUAGCAGCAGCGGCCUCCUGCUACCACCAGACGGCACGCCUUCUGACAAUGGCACAUCGACGCCAGCCGACGACCUUGCCGAUGGUGUUGCGCCAGGACCCAGCGGCGCGAUGCAGCCCCUGCCGCCAGACGAGACACCCAUAAGCAACAGCACGAUUCCAGUGCCUGGCGACGCAAUGACCCCGUUGCCACCAGAUGGAAAUGCUUUGACGCUUCCCAGCGGCAGCGGUCAUCCGCUGCCGCCAGGCGGCAUUGCUUCUGAUGGCGGUGCGAUUCAGACGCCAGUCAGCACCGAGGUGCUACCAACAGACGACGGUGCUGUCCCGAAACCAAGCGGUGCGGUCCCCCCACUACCGCCAGACGAAGUACCUGUUAGCGAUAGCACGAUUCAAGCGCCUGGCAACAGCACCCCACUACCGCCAGACAACGGAGUCCAAACAGCGGUCCCGAUACUACCUGCAGACGCGUCGCCCUUUGGUGCGCCUUCUGACGUCCCUGGGGGCCCACCACCGCAACCACCAAGCAACCCACCUUCCGAGAGCGGUGCCGACGCAGCAGACCCCCCGCUACCUGGUGCGCCUUCUGACGGCCCUGGGAGCCCGCCACCACUACCGCCGAACAAUCCCCCUUCCGACAGCGGUGCCGACGCAGCAGACCCACCGCUACCUGGUGCGCCUUCUGACGGCCCUGGGGUCCCGCCACCACUACCACCGAACAACCCACCUUCCGACAGCGGUGCCGACGCAGCAGACUCACCGCCACCAUCAGGCGGAGCACCACUGCCAUCGCCGCAACCACCAGACGCCAAGCCUGACGGCGACGACAACCCAGCAGCGCCGCACCCAUCACUGGACGCCCCGCCUGCUCAGGGUGGUGCUGCCUCAGCGCCGUCACCACCAGACGCCCCUCUGCAUAGCGGUGCUGAUUCCGCGCCGCCAUCACUACCACCAGACGCCCCAGCUGCUGAUGGCGGUGAUGGCUCAGCGGCGCCGGGAGUUGCAGUUCCCAGCGGGGUCCCCGUGCCAUCCUGAAGUGUGAGCACGUGGACGGCGGCAAGCAGGAGCUGCAGACCACGCGCCGAUGGGGAACGACGGCUGCGAAGGCCAUUGGAGUCGCUCGUCGCCGCUGGCGGUAUGGCCAGGCUUCAUAUCAGGCGAAGGACGCCCACGUGCUUGAGAUGUUGGAAAGGUCAAUUCGCGAUUGUGUUUUACCAUUGGAUUAUCCUCAAUGAAGUAUCCAUGCUCUGAGAAGGUAUGGCGCUGACUGCAUUAGAAUAUUGCUUAUCUUCUGCCUGCAGUGCCUCCAGGGGUACGCGUGCUGCCACUUCCAUGGCCCCGCAAGGCGUGCGACUGCGUUUCGUGCGCGGCUGCCGCCAGCCAUUGUUUUCCAAGAGCAGUGCGACCCACUGCAUGCGUAAUUAAAGCGACGGGUUCCGCUGAUCCCAGGGUCAUCACGUUGCUUCUCAUGUGGGCGACGCCAAUAAGGGUUGCCGAUUGCGCGGGCAUGUGCGAGUAAGAUGCCUACGCAAGGUCGCGCGUAAGCGCACUCGUUCCGACGCCGUGUGCAGCAUUCGAAGCUUGCGUAAGCAACCGCGCAAGGUCGCCGGUGUGCGUAAGGCCAUCAUUCUCUCCGUCGCUCAUUCGUUAUUCCGCUCAUGUUUUCCCAAUGGUCGAACGCCCAACCUUUGCAGGCGGGGUUUCAUCGGCGGGAGAAGAGGCGCAGCGUGCCGCCUCCAGGGAGCCUUUGCUUGGACGGUCUCCUUCCAGCUUGCUCCCACACAGACCCGAACUCCUGGGAAAUCUUGUGCUUGGCACGCUAGCGAUCAGCUUCCAUGAGGGUAGCUGUAUCCUGCGUGUGACGCACCACGUAGCUAGGACAUCGUACAGUAGUCGGUGCACCAGAUGGCCAGAAAAGGUGUUGCAACAACUUGUGGGAGCUGGAGAGGAUGUGGUGGAUAGGACGCGUAUACACGGCAGAGAGCAGCGUCG